Molecule: messenger RNA, 1299 nt
Organism: Telopea speciosissima
Lineage: Eukaryota; Viridiplantae; Streptophyta; Magnoliopsida; Proteales; Proteaceae
Product: beta carbonic anhydrase 5, chloroplastic
Exons: 9
Coding region: 247-1182 (311 amino acids)
Biological process (GO): carbon utilization
Molecular function (GO): zinc ion binding; carbonate dehydratase activity
Source: RefSeq, a predicted model, not a curated record
CGUUCAAGUACUAGUUGCCCAUUUAAAUACUUUUAUUUGCUUCGGUAUCUCCGCCAUUUUUGGAGACCAAACAGUAAUCCUAACACCCACCUCCAUCUUCGGUUUCUUCGCCAUUUUUGGAGACAAAAUAGGGAUCAUAAGAACAUUAACACCCACCACCUCGUCCGUCUUCUUCAUUACGUUCAUCCAGAUUCUUUAACUGCUUUCUCCAUUUGUAGAUCGAAAACCCUUUUGGUGGGAUCUAAAAUGGCAGCUCAACCUCUGUAUCAGGAUUCUUUGUUCAGGUCCUCCAUUGCUCGCCCCACCAAUUCCUAUGUGGGUCUUGCGAGAUCUUCAAUUGGGAUUACCAGUAUUUAUGGUUCCCUGAAGAGAUCGGAAAAAACUAGUGAUAAGCAUCUAGGAUUAUUGGUUUCAGUCAAGAAUAAUCAACCUUUGCGAGUGGAGGCUUCUAGAGAAAUGACACAACAAAUUACAAGCAAUAAAAUGGAGACUGUAGAUGAAGUUGAGGAUGGUUUAGAUGUGUUUGCUGACUUGAAACAUAGAUUCUUGAAUUUCAAAAAGCACAAAUACUUGGAAAAUUCAGAGCAUUUUGAAGUCCUUGCAAAAGCUCAAGCACCCAAGUUCAUGGUUAUUGCUUGUGCAGACUCUAGAGUAUGCCCUUCUAACAUCCUGGGGUUUCAACCUGGAGAGGCCUUUAUGAUUCGAAAUGUGGCAAAUCUGGUUCCCCCAUUUGAGAGAGGGCCAUCAGAAACUAAUGCUGCGCUUGAAUUUGCUGUGAAUUCACUGGAGGUUAAAAAUAUAUUAGUAAUUGGUCACAGCUGUUGUGGAGGUAUUCAAGCACUAAUGAGUAUGCAAGACGAAGAAGAUUCAAGUAGCUUGAUAAAAAAGUGGGUUGUUAUUGGGAAACCUGCGAGGUUAAGCGCAAAGGCUGCUGCUGCCCACCUCUGCUUUGAUCAGCAAUGUAGACAUUGUGAGAAGGAGUCAGUAAAUUGUUCACUAGCGAACUUGCUAACUUACCCAUGGAUAGAAGAACGAUUGUGUAAAGGUUUUCUCUCUAUUCAUGGCGGCUACUAUGACUUCACCAACUGUACAUUCGAGAAAUGGACGCUUGAUUACAAGGGAAGCACUAUAAAAGACAAAGAAAGCAGAUAUGCCGUCAAAGAUCAAGCAUAUUGGUGCUGAGACCUGCAUCUUUGCUUUGCAAAUUUUUAUUCAUUACAGCUAUUAAAAGUAGUAAUUACUUUUUUUCUUUUUAAGAAUAAAACCUGUUGUAUUUUAUUGUGCUUUUCAUUUUCUGGG